GUCAAUCCUUGCGGGUGCUUUUAUUGGAUGUGCCGCUGUCAAGCAGUGCCGAAGAAAUGGAAGGGCAAACGCCAGAAAAGCAGGGAAGAAACAGGCAAAAACCCCACAUAAUGUAGCUGGACUCUGCCUUAUCUCCGCUCCCUCCACCUCCGACCAGCCUCGUCUCAGAUUUCUCACCCGAAACUUGUCUGCACGGAGCGCUCCUGUCAUUUUUUUUCUCCAUUUUCCCUCUCACUUUCAAGCGACUGCAUUCUCCAGAGGCUGAGAAGCUCCGCAGACCUCCGGCGUGACAGCCGUAACAUCACAGUUCUGCUGCUGAAGGAAGGACUAGCCUGCUAACGCUGUUGGACGAGGCGGAUCAUCCUGGACCGGGUAGCGGAUGUGUCUGAAUGGAGAACAGCAAUCCUCCGAGACGCAGCUCCCUCUUCGUCAACUGCUAAUUCGGGGCUGAUCAAUGGAGGAUUUUUGCCGGUGUGAGAGGCGCUGUGUUCCGCCUGGGAUGUUUGACGAGGGCCAGAGAAGGAGCAGUCUGCAGUGAGAAUAUUUCAGCCUGUUGAAGAUGAGCCGAGCAGGACAGGAGCAAAGUGUCGUGAGAACCGCUUUUGUGGCCCGUGUCUUCACCCCAAGUGGGUAAUCGCGCUCAGAGAAAGCAUCGUUUCCCUCAACUGGAUGAUCCUCAUGGGCGGGGAAGGACGAGCACUGACGAUAGACUGGCCAUGAGGAAUGGGAUACAUGUGUUGCUGUGACUGAGGGUUGCUACACGGCGUCUCCUCCAGGCCUGCUGGAUAAGUGAAGUUGAGCAAAAAAACACGGUGAUGUGGUACGAAGACAAGAAGUGCAGCGGCAAUGUAGAACCGUCCAAGUUUACGGGAUAAAACGGCUGCCUUGGUGAACCAUCUUCAAUUAAGUGAAAUCAGGGGGAGGAAACCAGCUUCCUGGUCUUGGGGGUGGGGCAUAGAAAUAUAGACUACAUUAUUCAUGCCUUAUUGUAGAGGAGAUUCGGCUUUGCUGUGGCCUAGAUGACACAGAUGUAUUUAUAAGAGGAACUCUGAAAGUGAGGGUGGACCUUUUGGAGUCAAAAAGUGACACUCCACUGGCCCUCAAAGUCAAGCACUUGUGCGAAAAGAGAGAAACAAAAACAGGCUCAAGUGGGUUGAAGCAUGGGCUGUGCUUCAAGUAUUCAUAUCUCUGAUAGGGUGGUCUACCACAGUGGAAAAGAGUCUGAGGAUUCCCACUCACCCCAGCAGACUAACGCCACUCAGGAUCAAGGAAAUCCUGUCUCCGGACUGCCCCUGAAACCUCUGAGCUGCAAGACAACGGUGAAGGAGGUGCAAUUUGGACCAAUGAAGUUAUUUAAAGACCCACUUCAGGUACUUUUAGUUUUUGCCAAAGAGGAUAGUCAGAGUAAUGGCUUCUGCUGGGCGUGUGAGAAGGCCAACUUCAGGUGCAGCAUGGCCCGGACCCCAGAGUUGGCCCUCGAAUCCUUUGUGGAGAAGCAUCAUGACCUCGUCAUCAUUGACCACAGACAUUCCAGACACUUUGACGCUGAAGCACUAUGCCGGUCAAUUAGAGCGGUCAACUCUUCAGAAAACACUGUGAUAGUCGCUGUUGUGAAGAGGCCAGACAGAGAAGAAGCCUCUGUGAUGCCCCUGAUCAAUGCCGGCUUUAAUAGGAGAUACGUGGAGAAUGCCAAUAUGAUGGCCUGCUAUAAUGAGCUGCUACAGCUGGAGCAUGGAGAGGUGCAAGCGCAGUUCAAACUGAGGGCUGGGAAUGCUAUUUUCACAGCACUAGAACAAAGCCAUGAGGCCAUCGAGAUCACCUCUGAAGAUCAAGUAAUCCAGUAUGUGAACCCUGCCUAUGAGUCCAUUAUGGGCUACCAACAAGGAGAGCUUGUGGGAAAAGAAAUCAUAGAAGUGCCUAAAAGUGAAAAGAAUAAGCCUGAUCUUCUUGAAACGAUAAACUCCUGCAUACGUAAAGGAAAGGAGUGGCAGGGGAUUUAUUAUGCCAAAAAGAAGAAUGGAGAUAACAUUCUGCAAAAUGUGAAAAUCACACCUGUAACUGGACAGGGGGGAAAAAUUAGACACUAUGUGUCUAUCAACAGGCCUUUAAACGACAAUAAUAAGAGUGAUAAGUCGAAUGAACGUGUGCAGGCCGAGUCUCAAACAGACAUCCAGUCUAAUAAGCACAAAGACCGGCGGAAAGGCUCUCUGGACGUCAGAUCCACUACAUCUCGAGGGAGCGACGGGAGUUCGCAGCGAAGACAUUCCUCGAUGGCCCGAAUCCACUCCAUGACAAUUGAAGCCCCCAUCACCAAGGUGAUCAACAUCAUUAACGCAGCGCAGGAGAGCAGUCCUAUGCCGGUGGCGGAGGCCUUGGAUCGGGUGUUGGAGAUCUUGAGAACCACUGAGCUUUACUCCCCUCAGCUGGGCACCAAGGAUGAAGACCCUCAUACGAAUGACCUUGUUGGUGGACUGAUGACGGAUGGCUUACGCAGAUUGUCAGGGAACGAAUACAUCUUUUCUACAAAACAACCACAUCACAUCCCCAGUCACUUGACGACUCCCCUGUCGUUGAAUGACAUCCCGCCUCGUAUCGCUCAGACCAUGGAGAAUGAGGACUCAUGGGACUUUGACAUCUUCAACUUAGAGGCUGCAACCAUGAAACGACCUUUAACCUUUCUGGGCCUGAAGAUCUUUUCUCGAUUUGGCGUGUGUGAGUUCCUCAAUUGUCCAGAGGCGACGCUGAGGUCAUGGCUGCAGGUGAUCGAAGCCAACUAUCACUCCAGCAACUCGUACCACAACUCUUCACAUGCAGCUGAUGUCCUGCAUGCCACGGCGUACUUCCUGUGCAAGGAGAGGGUCAAGCAAAGUUUAGACCCCAUUGAUGAGGUCGCUGCCCUGAUUGCUGCUACAGUGCACGACGUGGACCACCCGGGUCGAACCAACAGCUUCCUGUGCAACGCGGGGAGUGAGCUGGCAAUCCUCUACAAUGACACAGCAGUGCUGGAGAGCCACCACGCUGCCCUGGCUUUCCAGAUCACCACCAGGGAUGACAAGUGUAACAUCUUCAAGAACAUUGAAAGGACUGAAUAUCGAACACUGCGGCAGGCCAUCAUCGACAUGGUGCUAGCUACGGAGAUGACCAAACACUUUGAGCACGUCAACAAAUUUGUCAACAGCAUAAAUAAACCGCUGGCUGCUCUGGAGGAGAAUGGGGGAAAUGUGGAUGAGGAGUCGGUCAAAAGUGUUCUCACCUCGCCUGAAAAUCGCAUCCUGGUCAAGCGGAUGCUGAUCAAGUGUGCAGACAUCUCCAACCCGUGCAGGCCACUGGAGCUCUGCAUAGAGUGGGCCGGCCGCAUCUCGGAGGAGUAUUUUGCUCAGACUGACGAGGAGAAGAGACAAGGUCUACCGGUGGUCAUGCCUGUGUUUGACAGGAACACGUGUAGCAUCCCAAAGUCCCAGAUUUCUUUCAUCGACUACUUCAUCACAGACAUGUUUGAUGCAUGGGACGCCUUUGCAGACCUCCCAAAUCUUAUGCAGCACUUAGACAAUAACUUCAAAUACUGGAAAGGCCUGGAUGAAAGAAAGCUACACAGCCUGCGACCGCCUCCUGAGUAGACGACCGUCCUCUCCUUCUUCUCCAGUCCGCUGAGCAUCCGCAUGUCCGUCUACACAGCAGUUGGCUCUCUGACAGGCAGCCGCAGCAGCAGCAGUGACAUUUCUGGCUCUACAGUCCUGCCGUCAGAGAGUUGUGAGAAGCCAAUAAAGACGUGCAGCAGCUCUGGGAACUCGACAUGCCUCACAGGCCUUGUGGUGGUCACAUGACUGAGAGAGGGUCUUUUCAGUCCCCUGCCUGACUGUCCCGUCCGCCUGUGAGGAGGAUGUUGCUGUUUGAGUGGAAACUGUUUACUGAAGGAGUGAGCGACACUGGCCAGGAAAUCUGUAUGUGAAGGUGUUGAAUCCACCCGAUCAUGUUCCACCUUCACCCACGGCAAGUGUGCUUGGUUUUGUCACUGAUCAGAAAAAGAACACUCCACUGAUUUCUUUCAAUGUUGCUAUUCAUUUUUUUUCUUCUUCAGAAAACAUCUCCCAAAUUUAAUCGGAGAUGCUUCUCUUUUUGCAUCCAGAGGUUGUUCCAUGUCACAGGUCACUGUUAAAAUAGAAAAAAAACACCACCAGUGUCAAAUGAUAUCAAUUCCCUUAGUUUUUGUCUUUAAAUUGUGAGGAUGAGGUUCCUGGUGAAUAUAACACUACUUCAAUGAGUGAGAAAAAGCCAAAGUUGAUUGAUGAAAACCUAAUUAUUAUUCAUCAGACUCAUUACCAUCAUGAAGUACAUAUUGAAUGAUCACUUUUGUAUUGCACUGUAAACAAUAUUACAAAUGUUGAGAUCUCAGUGAUCUGUCCAGGGAUGGCGUGUGGCAUCAGUGAAUAAGCUGAACUUGUCGGUGGGUCUGCGUGUGGGUGUGUGUGAGCGCACGUGUGUGUGAGUGUAUGUGUCUUCAUUGUUGCGACUAUUUCUUUCUCUUGGUUUAAAGCUGUAAACCGCUUGACAGUCGACAAAAGCAGAAAUGUGAGAAGAGAAAAAGAACAUUUUGGACUUUUUUUCUCCCAGAAAUUUUUGUAUCUGGUUUAUCCUACUGAAAAAGACUGCCUUAUUUUAUACAAUAUUUAUAUAGUACACUGUGCAACUGCAACAUCUGGAGUUUUUACUAUAAUGUAGUCUGAAGGUUAUGCUCAAGUAAAUCACCAUAUUUUUAUAGACGAUGAAUUUUACACUGGAUUUGCAGCAAACUAGAUCAAUGGUUAUAGCUAUCUGGGUACCUGUGAAUUGGAUGGAAACACAAGAGUUUGUAUAUCAAAAACCUAAAUGGUGAAGAAGGAUGCGGAUCGCAGCGUUGUCUAUCACUGUCCUGAAGCAAUCUCCCUCUGGCUGCUAUCUAUUGAUCAUCGAUCGAUCUAUUUUGGUUCAUCACGCUAAUGCAGGAAACACCUCUGUGUUCAAGGUUGUUUUCGGGAUAGAAUACUAAUAUAUCUAAGAGAUUAUGGCUUAUUGAGAAUACGUUCCUCUUCAAACAGCAUAUGAACGCCACACGUGAUGGUUAAUGUGGGGAAUCGACCACACUGACUUGUUUUUCUCUGACGGAUUUGUACGCUCAAGCAGGGGACUCGUUUUUCCUUCUGAUCCCCGUCAUGGUCUGAAGGCACGGAAUAAGAAUUAGAAACUAUUCAAUGGAAAUAAAAAAUAUUUAUGUUA
Synchiropus splendidus (mandarinfish) is the source of this 5253-nucleotide messenger RNA. It is a transcript of the gene pde8a, whose product is annotated as phosphodiesterase 8A. The transcript has 22 exons. Gene Ontology annotation, molecular function: 3',5'-cyclic-AMP phosphodiesterase activity. The record is from RefSeq and is a predicted model, not a curated record. Gene Ontology annotation, biological process: positive regulation of ERK1 and ERK2 cascade; signal transduction; cellular response to epidermal growth factor stimulus. Lineage: Eukaryota; Metazoa; Chordata; Actinopteri; Syngnathiformes; Callionymidae. Bases 1161 to 3617 code for a protein of 818 amino acids.